AUGGUGCACCCCAACAGCACCCUUCUUUUGACCAUCAGUGCCGCAGGGACCGCCAUUGAGGUCGUCUUCCUAACCCUCUUCCUCAUCUUCUGUCAUGACAAGAAGAAGCGAUUCACCGUGCUGCUAAUCAUUGUCGCUGAGCUUGUUAUGGUCACCGCCCUCGCCACUCUUGUCCUUACCGUAGUUCACACCACUCAACGCCGCUCCAUGAUCGCCGGAAUUAUAGCCACUUUUUUCGGUAUCAUGAUGUAUGUUGCUCCUUUAUCGGUCAUGGUAAGUGUCAUAGAAUUGAGCUGCCCUACAAGACUGGAGAUCUUAUGUUAG
Messenger RNA from Hibiscus syriacus, 324 nucleotides. Its product is annotated as bidirectional sugar transporter SWEET7-like. The record is from RefSeq and is a predicted model, not a curated record. Bases 1 to 324 code for a protein of 107 amino acids. The transcript has a single exon. Gene Ontology annotation, biological process: carbohydrate transport. Gene Ontology annotation, molecular function: sugar transmembrane transporter activity. NCBI's taxonomy places the organism in Eukaryota, Viridiplantae, Streptophyta, Magnoliopsida, Malvales, Malvaceae.